CUGGCUCAGUCGCCCUCCCAGGCCCGCGAACGGCACCGUUCCAAAUUUUGCAAAAAUUUUUACCGGUCCACACGGCAAAAAAAGGACAAAAGGGGGGAAAAUCCAACGGCGAUCCGGACCGGUGCGUUUCUCCCCAGUUGGAACUUUCGGACCGGUUGGAACUUUUUACUCCAGUGCUACCGUUCAGUUUCUAUCUCUACUGUUUUUUUUCCGAACGAUUUUUUUUUGAAAUAUUUAAUUUUGUUGAAAUUUUCCUUUAAAAAAUUUCUGGUGCCUGUUUAACCAUUUUUUUGGAUAAUUGAUCAUGGAGAGAUCAUGGAGAAAAAAUAAAAUCAAGGGAGGAAGGAUGGGCUGACCGAGAUGGGACGGAUCUACGCCGUGACACCUGACGGAAAGGAGGUCGAUGUAGAAAUCUGCAAAGAUUCGGAGACCCUGUACAGGGCGUUGAGGGAGGCGGUGGCCGCCCCUCCGGAGGCGGCUCUAAGGCUUGUGGACCCGUCCGGGAAAGAGGUGCUACACAUAUCGAGCCGCGUACCGUCCAACACGCCACAGAACCGGUACAUCCUAUCUGUCUACACGCCUAACGGUAAUUUCGGUAUGCUGGUCGAUGAGGUCAACAUGGAUUUGGCCACUUUGGAGAACAGGGUGCUCGAGCUUGAGAAACAGCUCCAGUCUAAGGUCAGUCCACUGCCUCCCGUCGUUCAAGACCUGAAGCACGACGUCGAGACUUUCAAGCACCGACUUGAAACGACGAAGCAUCUAAGUUGGCUGAACUGCUACAAGGAGCUGCCGCCUUCCUGCAGAAGGCUGCAGUACCGCAGGAGGAGCGACGCCAAGCAGAAAAUCGUCAGGGAGCAGUUCAUUCAAAUAUGCGAGAACAAGAUCUCGGACGAGAUAGUGCAGUGCCUGAGGCUGUCCUCUUUCGACUCGAUGCAGUGGUCGGACGAGGAGCUCCUGUCCCUCCUCUACUUCAUGUUCUCCGACCUUGGCCUCAUCGAGGCGUUCUCCCUGGACAAGUUGAUCCUCCGCAACUUUCUCUUCCAGGUGUAUAAGAACUACAACGAAGUUCCGUUUCACAAUUUUCGACAUUGUUUUUGCGUAGCUCAGAUGAUGUACGCUAUGUGCUGGAAGGCGGAUUUGGCAAAGAGGAUAGGCGUCCUGGAAGUCCUUGUGCUUCUAGUUUCUUGUAUAUGUCACGAUCUCGACCAUCCUGGGUACAACAACAUAUACCAGAUCAAUGCGAGGACGGAACUCGCCCUGAGAUAUAACGACAUAUCGCCCCUGGAGAACCACCACUGUUCCAUAGCGUUCAGGAUCCUGGAAAUGGAAGAGUCGAACAUUUUCAAACACCUCGGGCCCGAAGAGUUCAAACUAGUCAGAGAAGGGAUCAUAAGAUGUAUCUUGGCAACAGACAUGGCACGUCACAACGAGAUUCUCGCCCAGUUCCGAGAAGCUUUUCUUCAGGGUUUCGAUUACUCAAACAAAACCCAUAUCAAUUUGUUGUGUAUGGUGUUGAUCAAAGUGGCCGAUAUAUCGAACGAAGCGAGGCCGAUGGAAGUGGCGGAACCUUGGCUGGACAGGCUCCUUCAGGAGUUCUUCACCCAGAGCGAUGCGGAAAAGGAAGAAGGCCUACCUGUGACCCCUUUCAUGGACAGGGAGAAGAUCACAAAGCCUUCUUCUCAGUGUAGUUUCAUCGGUUUUGUCCUUCUUCCCCUUUUCGAAUCCCUCUGCGACCUCCUGACUGAGCUUUCGCCUAUGAUGGUCGAACCUGUGAGGUCUGCCCUCGAGUACUAUCGCCGUUUGAACGAAGCCCACCAUAAGAACUCAGUCGUGGACACAUCGCCGGGCAUAGGGAACGGCGUAAGCACACCUUCUCCGACUAAAGUCCUCAAAUCCAACUCGAACUACAGCAUUAGAAAGACGAGUAUUACUUUCUCCCAUCACCCCGAAGACGACGUGGAUGAAGUCCUUGAAGACCUAAGCCCAGAAGAGGAGGCGACAGUUACAGAAGUCGCAGUCAGCGAAAAGACGCUCAAAUUCAAAAUAUCGACUGAAAGCUCGAGUGAGAAAAAGAGCCAUCCAGGGAGUAGAAAAGGGUCGAGGGAAAGGUAUCAAGAGGAAGACAACAUGUGCGAUUCGUGUCAUAGGAGAGAUUAUGCUGUGAGAUCUCAAUCUUUGGUCGAACCGGAAUGGAAGUCGGAGAAGAGGCGGAGUCAAGGUCCAAAGUCUCCGGGUAUAGUGAGCAGGCUGAGAAAGCUGGGCUGGAGGUCGGACGACAGGUCGCCCGGUUCUCCUGCGAGCCUCAGAGAGCAGAGGGAAGUGCAGCAGGCUGAAAAGAGAGCGUCCACCCUGCCCAAGGUGAACAGGAAACGUUUCGCCUCCGAGGCGAGGAAAGGCUGGCGUGGCCUCCUGAGACGAAGGGACGAGCCUACGACGUCAAAGCCGAACGGCCUUUCCUCAGAUUCCCUCAGCAAAGGAGAGAGCGAGGACUCCUCCAUGGUGAACAACAACCGUAAGAAGAACCGAGUCGAAGGCUCUCCGCACAGGCAGCGAUGGAUGGCCAGCCUCGUCUCCUCGUUCCGGAGCAAGAAGUCGCACCCCGUACACGAUUCGCCCAAAUCUUAGGCCUUGGAGAGAAAAAAAAAAUCUAGUCUUUGUAAAUAACCUGAAAUUUUCCUUUUUUUUUUCUUUUGUACGUGUGAUUUUCCUCUCGUCCGAAUUCAUCCCGCGCCAAUGAGUGUUUAUGUGUAUGUGACGAUAAAAAAAAUGACAUUCGAUCAAAUGACAAAAUUCUUAUCGAGAUAGGGUCGAUUUUAUAAAAGGGUAAUUUAGAAAUAUUUCCCCGCUGCACCCCCUCCCAAGGUAAAAAAUCGUUUAAAAUAAAUAAUAAAAAUAAUAAGUUUAUAUUUUUACAAACAUAUGUGCCUUCGAACAUGGUAUAUUGAGCGGAAAAUAAAAUAAACAGUAAGUUUUCUUUUUCUCCGGCGGGGGUUCGGAUCAUGCCUCCCCCUCCUGCCUUUGGGUUUUUCCAUCCGCCUCAUCCCCACUCUCCCAAUAACCAAGUACAGAUCCAAGACAUAAACCAUUUACUUAUUGUCGAAAAUAAGAAGAGACAAAAAAAAAUUUAAAUCCUUUUACGAAAGUUUUUAUUUUUAAAGGUAAACCAAAGGAUGAAAAUGUUUAAAAAAAUUAAAUAAUCCUUUUAAAAAGAUCAAACAAAAUGUGCAUUUAGCAAAAAAAUGUUUAUAUAUGUAGUUAAAUAUUUAAAAAUUACAUGUGUGUAAUAUAAAUAAAUAGGUAAUUAAAAAAAUAUUGAUGUAUAAAAGAUAAGUUAUUUAUUACGUAGAGAAGGAUAUAUUAUAUGUUAAAGAAGAAAAAAAGAAUAGUGUAUGUCGUGUUAUAUCGAUGUUGAACUUUUAAAAAAGCCCUCUAUUUUUCUCCCAUUGCGUGUAAUUUUUUUUAGUUUUAGGAGAACGGAAAAAAAUCAAUGGCCUAUAAACAAUACCAAAAUAUUUACUCGGGGUUUUAUUGCAUAAUAAAAUAUAUUUUAAAAAAACAAGUGUUGAUAAGGGGAAAGCCCCCCCCCCAGACUAACUUUAACGUUUGAUGACCCCCCCACCAACAAAGAAAAAAAUGCAAACAACAAACGUACCAAUAAAG
Cimex lectularius (bed bug) is the source of this 3660-nucleotide messenger RNA. Its product is annotated as high affinity cGMP-specific 3',5'-cyclic phosphodiesterase 9A. Gene Ontology annotation, biological process: cGMP catabolic process. NCBI's taxonomy places the organism in Eukaryota, Metazoa, Arthropoda, Insecta, Hemiptera, Cimicidae. The transcript has 16 exons. Gene Ontology annotation, molecular function: 3',5'-cyclic-GMP phosphodiesterase activity. The coding region runs from base 361 to 2625 and encodes 754 amino acids. The record is from RefSeq and is a predicted model, not a curated record.